Messenger RNA from Thunnus maccoyii (southern bluefin tuna), 603 nucleotides. RefSeq names its product WAP four-disulfide core domain 2 (gene wfdc2). Gene Ontology annotation, molecular function: peptidase inhibitor activity. Bases 51 to 569 code for a protein of 172 amino acids. The record is from RefSeq and is a predicted model, not a curated record. NCBI's taxonomy places the organism in Eukaryota, Metazoa, Chordata, Actinopteri, Scombriformes, Scombridae. The transcript has 4 exons. Gene Ontology annotation, biological process: innate immune response; antibacterial humoral response. Gene Ontology annotation, cellular component: extracellular region.
CUGGGAUAUUUGUCCAAACAGGAGUACAUUCUUGCGUGCAAGAAGUUAACAUGGAGAAACACUGGUCUGCAGUUUGUGCAUUGAUUUUAGCUCUUGGUGCAUUUCUGCACUUUAACUCAGUUUUUGCUGCAGAAUCUGAUGGAAAUUUAACAGUGACUCUCCCCAAACCAGGCCACUGCCCACGUCGCCUUAACGUUGUCCCAUCACAUAAGGGGUGUACGUGUGAUGAAGACUGUCCUGCAGACCACAAAUGCUGUGUCUUUGACUGUGGAGCUGUCUGUGUCCCUCCUGCUUUCACCAAGCCAGGAGUGUGUCCCCGCAGGCGUUGGGGCUCAGGGCUGUGUGCGGAGUUUUGCUCUAAUGACAGUGACUGCCCCAAUGAUGAGAAAUGCUGCCACAAUGGAUGUGGACAUGAGUGCAUUGCACCAUACACAGUGAAGCGAGGUCGAUGCGCUCAGCCCCAAGGAACUCCCAUGUGUGCUGAGUACUGCUACCAUGAUGGUCAGUGUCCAGGAGAGCAGAAAUGCUGCAGGACAACCUGCGGCCACGCCUGCAGCGAGCCCUGCUGAUUGGACAGCCAGCGACUCAGCUGCAUGUGUGAAC